UCGGGUGUUAGAGAGGUGCUAUAUAAAGAAAUAAAUACGCAAAUAAGGAAAAAAAGCCGACAAUUAAAAGAAAGUUAUGAAACAGUGAAAACAGAUAUACAUAGAGGUAUAGAGGAAAGUUGCAACUGCAAAAAUCGCAUCCUUUGCGCCGCUGUGACUGACUUGCUCAGUUAGCCAGUUAGCCUGUACAUGCUGCUACUACGUUGAUUUGUUUUUCUUUCUUCUGGACACUCUCAGAUUCUGUCGUUCGUCCCGGUGUGUGAGGGCGAUGCGGAAGGCGUGCACGGGUCGUGGUCAUGUGACCCGACCCCACCGUUGGUGACAGGGUCAUGGAAGCAACUGGGUCCUACUGUCCCCUGAGUUACUGCCCCAACACAGCCGGUUGUGUGUGUGUACGUGCGUGUUAGGCGUCGGCGCCGAUGAGAAUGUCUGAAGUUGCGCUGGAGGAAAGAGGCUGCGACGCGAUGAAAGUCUUAGAGAGCGACGGUCCUCCCAAACACGAGCACAACGCCACACACACGCAGCACCAAGAGCACACGCACAACGAGUGUGUGAAAGAACAGAGCUGCUCGGACCUCAGUAACCAAACACAGCCGUCCACCACAGCAGGACAGCCAAUGAGACGCUCCAAGUCCAACGCAAAAGUAAAAUUAGUCCGGAGUUUGGCGGUGUGUGAAGAAUCGUCGCCGCCCACGAUCACAGAAGCAUCACACCAGGAUAAGAUCCAUUUGCAGCUCAGCCAGGCUUCGGAGAAAGAGGAAGCCGCCAGCGGGGAUGAAGAUCACACGGAGAAGAGCCCGGAAAAGACUGAGCGAGCCGACAAAUUGCCAAGAAGAUCACUGUCGAGAGACCCCAGUCAGGAGUACACCGACUCCACAGGCAUCGAUCUCCAUGAAUUUCUGGUCAACACACUGAAGAAUAAUCCUCGGGACCGAAUGAUGCUGCUGAAGCUGGAGCAGGACAUUCUGGACUUCAUCGGUAACAACGAGUCCCACAAGAGGAAGUUCCCCCCGAUGACAUCAUACCACCGGAUGCUGCUGCACAGAGUGGCGGCGUAUUUCGGCCUCGAGCACAACGUCGACCAGACCGGCAAAUCGGUCAUCAUCAACAAAACCAGCAACACCAGGAUACCGGAUCAGAAGUUCUCCGAGCACAUAAAAGACGACAAAACCGACGAUUUCCAAAAGCGCUACAUCCUGAAGAGGGACAGCCUGAGUCUAGACCAGGAGGAUGGCCGGCUGAGGAUGCGCCUGAAGGACGACCGGCGGAGCAAAUCCAUCGAGGAGCGAGAGGAGGAGUACCAAAGAGCGCGAGAGCGGAUCUUCGCUCAGGACGGGCAAGAUCAUUUCCAGCUCGAUAAGAGGAUUCAGGAGGAUAUGGGUUACAUCAGCAGUCAUCAGAAGCGGCAACUCUUCAGGUUGAGGGACAGCAGCUCGGAGAACGAGCCGCGAAGCCUGGAGCCUCGGCCGUGGAGCAGCACGGACUCGGACAGCUCGCACAGAAACGGGAGACCGGCCAUGACUAAAGCCAGCAGCUUCAGCAGCAUCAGCGUGCUCAUUCGCAGAGACAGCACCGCCAGCAGCAGGAGCACGGGGAGGCUGUCGAAAACGGGUUCUGACUCCUGUAGUAGUGUAGGUUCAUCUACCGGCUCUCUCUCUCGGCCCGCGUUGUCGUUACCCGUCCAGGCCGUGCCCGCUCCACCCAGGCACGUCGCGGCUUGCACCGUAGACCCGGGCCCUCCGAGCGCCGCCGCAAACGCUACCACCCGCGCUGAUACUAACACUAGUGCUAACACUAACACAAGCUACUACCUCCUUCCUCUGGAGGCCUCAGGCAUCCCAGCGGGCAGCGUGCUGCUACACUCUCAAACAGGUCAGCCGUUUACCAACCCCGACGGCAGCGCCGUGGUCUACAACCCUACCUUGACGUCACAGCAGGGGAGGGGCCAGCAGCCCUUGGCUCCACCUCCACAUCUCCAACAGCACCAGCCGGCCAAUCACGUUGUGACGCAGCAUUGUGGUCAGUGUGUGCAGUACUCAGCGAUCUCUUAUCCUCCUCCGCUCCUGCCUGUUCCUCUAAACCAACACUACACUGUGCAGGACAGUCUGGGGAACCAGUUCAGCCAGUUGAGCCUGGUACCAGGCGAAGUGCCAGACCGCCAGUCGGGCCUCUUUUCCCACUCCAUGGUGCUCCAGAAUUCGGCCCCCACGGGCUACGUGCUCCAGCCUGGUCAGCCUGUCCCCAUGCCCACGUACCCACCACCCACGCCAAGCAUCCAGCAGCAGGGAUACAUCCAGCAGCCUGUGCAGCAGAUGUCCACAUGUUACUGUGCUCCUGGUCAGUAUUCCCACUCGAACCAGCACUACAGACCAGUUACCCCAGUACACUACAGCAGCCCACAGAGUCAACACGUACCACCGCAACAACCGGGUUAUCAGACCCUAAUGCAGAGUCAACCCCCCAACUACCAAGGCAUGAUGGGAGCUCAGCAGCCUCAGAGCCAAUCACUGGUCAGCAACCAGGCUGGCCUAACCAAUCAGAUUCAGGGUGUUGUGGUGCAGUACCCGCCCAUGCCGCCCUAUCAGGGCUCGCAGAACGUUCCUCAGCCAGCCUAUCAGCAACAACUUGUCUUGCAGGGACCGACCAAUCAGACGCAAGUGCCCUCGGCCAGCAUGCAGGUGUACUACAGCGUCCUGCCUCCAGGACAACACUCCCACUCCACUGUUAGUUCCACCGUGGGCUUCCUGCCGCCUCCGGGUUCCGAGCAGAUGCAGUUCCCCAGGGCCGCCUCUCCCUGCGGCUCUCAGCCAAUCCCAACGCAGCAGUGCACAGGCGUACCUCCGGCGCCCCCUGGUGGUAGCGGUGUGCUGAUGAUGCAGCUGAGCGUCCCUCCUCCUCCUGCUGCUGCUGCUCCCACCACCCAAUGGAAGCAAAACAAAUACUACAGCCUGGACCAGCAGCAUCACCACCACCACCACCACGGCUCCAAACCGUCUGAGCUGGGCCUGGUCGACACGACGCAGAACAGUCCUCAGCUGACCAGCCCCGCCCCUUCCCCCGCCCACUCGCCCGGUCCGCCCCAUCUGGCCAAUCUAAAGGGAAUCCGUCCUGGCCUCGCCCCUCUUCCGAUCAUGCCUCAGUUCUCUCGACCCUUCCUUCAAGGCGACUGCAGGUAUCCUUUACUCGGACAGCCUCUACAGUACAACCAUCCCAUCAGACCUCCUCUAAUGCACGGCUCUCAUCUGGUCAACCACCACUACCAUCCCCAUCAGGGUCCUAUGGGAAUCCGUCAUGGGGGACGUGGCCGAAGACCAACGAAGAAAUCACUGUCCACUGAUAGUAGCACAGGGGAGAUAGCGACCGGGCGUGUCCUGGAGGUGACGGACCUGCCAGCAGGCAUCAGCCGCGCCGAGGCCGACUCUUUGCUGGCAGAGCUGGGCAAGGCAGGCGCGCUCAUCAAAUGGCUGCCGGAGCAGCAGUGCCAACAUCCCCAGCGCUUGGAGAGCAGCACCACCACGACCUCCGACCCCGCCUCCAUGACCCCACGUGACCUCGCCUCUACCUACACCAUCCUGGCAACCUUUCCGUCAAAGCAAGCGGCGCAGAGCGCGCUGCUCAAACUCAACACCUCCAUCGGCACGUUUAGACUCAAGGCCAUCCAGAGGGCUGGCUCUCAGUGAGGCCACGCCUCCUCCUCAUCCUCCUCCUCCUCCUCCCCCUCCUCCUCAUCCAUCCCAUCACCAUUUUCUUGCCUCACUACGUCCUGUUUUGUUGCGUUCUCAUGUUUUUGUUUGCAUCACUGUGGUGUUCUGGGUUUGAUAGUUGUCUGGGGCUUUCUUUUCCCCCCCACUACCUGGGGUUUGUUUAAUACAGGGGAGAAGAAGGAAAAAUCUGAACCGUAACUGUUGACUCGAGAUUAUUUGAUCGAACCAAAAAAACAAAAAAAGCCCACACAAAAAAAAAAAAAAGGACACGUUUUGCAAUUUUUCUAAAGACUUGAAGAUGCUUUACCACAAAGACAGCAUGGUUGAUUUUGUACUGCAGAAUGGAAGCUUGGACCACGUGCACUUGCUCUUUGUCUUGUUUGCGACUCUUCUUUUUUUUUUUUUUUUUUUUUUUAAUUCUUUUUUUUUUUAUUUUCCUUUUUUUUAUUUUAAAGGGAGGGCGGAGUGGGGGUCAGGGGGCGGGGGAUAAAACACAAAGUCUGCUCAAUUUGGUACGUCGUCGAGACCACAAACAAGAGAAAGCUUCAACUUCUUGUGCCUUUAACCACAACUGCACUGUUGCUCUGUCGGAGAAAGACGUCACCAAACCGAUCGGGUUGAACAACUGAUGGAGAGAAUAAUUCGUCCUCCUCUUCCUCUGCCCUUUCUUUGAAUGUCAUCCGUUUCAGGCACCAACGGCAGCGAGCUCUGAGAGCUGAUCCGACUGGCUCUGGGUUUUAAUUUUAUUUAUAAGAGGCCGUUUUUAAAAAACAAACAAAAAAAAAAACAAAUUCACUCCAGCUCCACCCCCAACCACUCCCCUUCUCUCUCUAUCUCUCUGCAGAAAUGUGUGCGUUUUUGAAAAACUGUUUUUAUUUCAGUUUGAAACCAAUAAAUGUUUACACCAAACCGUGUGGAUUCUUUCAAAGGAAAAUGGCGCCAUCUAACGCUUCCGUCUUCAGUCUGGAGUGUUGUUUUUACACCAAAAGUAGACUAGUGCGUUUUCUGAUCCUGAUUACAGAAUUCUGUUGUUGUUGUACUGAAACACCGUGGCUCUAAACAGAAAAUUAAUAUAAUAAUAAACUAACUUAAGGCCGCAAUUGCGUUCAGAUUCACGCAGUAUCGUACUAUAUAGUAGCUCCAGGACGUACGCUACUAUUACCACCAUCGCCACUGAUAAAUUAUACGUGAUGCUCUUCUAUGUAUGUUUGUUUGUUUUUUCCAGAUUGAGCCGUGCACGUGCUGGACUCCACUUUCACCCAGUGAAUCAGUAAUAAUUCAGUGUUCUGAAUUCUGAGUUAUUUUUCAGGACUGAGAUGUGAAUUCGUUCCUUUCAUGCACUUCGGUGACCUGCGUCACGCCUCUGCUGAUCCUCUGACUUCACUGCACAGGUAGGUUUAAAUUGAGCCUCCCAGCUUUAUUAACUAUUAGAGUAUUGUGUAAUGAAAUAUAUUUAUUUAUUUAGUUAGUUCAGAUGACGGUUGUAUAAAAAGCAGGGUCCUAAAAUAAAAGGCGACGCCCUGACGAGUGAAACUGCAUCUGUUAAGAGAGAGAUGAACUUCCCACCCGAGAUUAAAGCAUGUGACCGGGGGCAGUUCCCCUCUUCAUGGCUCACUGGCAUUCAAAUGCGAUCACACCUGGCCAAACGCACUUUUUCACGAAUGUUAUGUAAUAUGGGGUUUUUUAAACAAAAAAAAAAAAACAGCUUUUUAUGGAUGUCAACUGCAGUAAAAUAGACUCGCUGGCGUUAAAGCUGUUCCUAAAAUAAUAUGAUGUCCAUCACUUACGCUAAAACAGUAGAUCUGAUGAACCAACCCCGGAGCCCGGGUAAUAGUGAACGAUCAGUACUGGGAGACGUUCCUCACUGAAUCGUCAUCAGAGUUCAAUUCGUCAUUGCUGUAGGAAGAUAAUCCACAGCGCGAUGGUGUGAUGCAGUUCUUUUCCUAUAGUAGCACAUCCUGAAGUGUUUGUG
Molecule: messenger RNA, 5676 nt
Organism: Ictalurus furcatus (blue catfish)
Lineage: Eukaryota; Metazoa; Chordata; Actinopteri; Siluriformes; Ictaluridae
Product: R3H domain-containing protein 1
Exons: 28
Coding region: 420-3680 (1086 amino acids)
Molecular function (GO): nucleic acid binding
Source: RefSeq, a predicted model, not a curated record